AUGCCCAAACGAGGGUACAUCCAGAUGAUUUCGGGGGGACCUACGGGGGGAGACACUCACCGAGCUAGGCGGCGUCAUCUUGGUAACCUCAAGAAUAACCAUGAAAUCUGCCAAAUCUCUGCGCCGAAGCGCCGUCAAUAUCCCACCAUCUCGUUCGGACCCGAGGAUGAAGCAGAUCUCGAUGAUUUUCAUUGCGAUCCCCUCCUUAUCACAAUCAACGUCGGAGGAUACGAUGUAGCCCGUGCCUUCGUUGACUCGGGGAGUUCGGUUGAUGUCAUAUCUUACGAAUGUUUUCUACAGAUGGAACUAGAUCUCCCAAUCUUCCCUGUCACCACCCCGAUAUUUGGGUUCACGGGAGGAUCCUUGACUCCGAUCGGACAGGUCAAGAUCCCCGUCACCAUGGGAACACCACCUCGGGCACGUACACAAACUGUCAAUUUUGUCAUUGUCGAGGGGUCUACCACCUCGUACAACAUCGUGAUAGGCCGACCAAUGAUGCACAUCUUCCGGGCGAUCCCCUCGACUAUUCACCAAAAGCUCAAAUUUCCAGUUGAUGGAGUAAUAGGGGAAGUCCGUGGUGACCAAGCCCAGUCGCGAUCAUGUUACGUAGAGAUGGUCAAAGUGGCGGAGAAAGGACGACGUGAUACCCUCACUAAAGAAGAUCUGGGAGACGAGAAACGCCCUCGAAUUGAUCCGGAAGAGAAAAUCGCUCAUGUACAGCCCAUGGACGAAUUGAUGACAAUCGACCUCGACCCCGGCACGUCGAAGCAAACCCAGAUAAGCAAAGACCUAGAACCACCCUUUCGAGAUGAGCUGAUAGCAUUAUUGCGAUCUAAUGUAGACGUCUUUGCAUGGCAACCCAGCGAUUUGACUGGCAUCGCACCUCGUACCGCUGUACACAGGCUCAAUCUGCGACCCGAGUGCAAACCUAUCAAACAAAAGCGACGACACUUCGGCAUCGAAAAGGACGAAAUUAUCAAGCGAGAAGUCCAACGACUCCUCGAUAUUGGGCAUAUUAGGGAAAUCCAAUUCCCCACAUGGUUGUCCAAUGCGGUGUUGGUGCAAAAGAGUAAUGGACAGUGGCGGAUGUGCAUCGAUUUUCGGGACUUAAACAAGGCCUGCCCGAAAGAUGACUAUCCCUUACCUCGCAUAGACCAGCUCGUAGACGCUACCGCCGGAUGUGAGCUACUCAGCAUGAUGGACGCUUCGCAAGGAUACCACCAGAUCCCGUUGGAGGAAAGGGACCAACCUGCAGUGAGCUUUAUCACAGCCACGGGCACUUAUUGUUAUGUGGUGAUGCCUUUUGGCUUGAAAAAUGCGGGAGCUACGUAUCAGAGACUAAUGGAUAGGAUGUUUCGGGCUCAGCUCGGGCGCAAUAUCGAAGUUUACGUCGAUGACAUGCUGGUCAAAAGCAAAAAAUGCUCCACGCACCUUGCUGAUUUGGCUGAGACAUUUGCCACCCUUCGCCUUUAUGGGAUGAAGUUGAACCCAGCAAAGUGUGCAUUCGCAGUAAAGGCUGGAAAAUUUCUCGGGUAUGUAGUUAAUCGAGAAGGUAUCAAGGUGAACCAAGAUAAAGUCGAGGCGAUACUCCGAAUGACCCCUCCUCGGUCUAUAAAAGAAGUUCAGUCCUUAGCCGGUAAAGUGGUGGCUUUGGCUCGAUUCAUAUCGCGAAUGGCUGAUAAAAGUCUGCCUUUCUUCAAAGUCUUGAGAAAAGCGGCACAGUUCGAAUGGACCGAAGAAUGCCAACUCGCGUUCGAGGCACUAAAAGUUUCGUUAACUCGCCUGCCCAUCCUUAGCACCCCCGAGAAAGGCGAAACCUUAUUCGUAUAUCUAUCGGUGGGAGACGAAUCGAUUAGUUCAGUCUUGUUCAAAGAGGUAAGUGGUCAACAACGACCGAUCUAUUACAUCAGCAAGAUCCUCACUAACUCGGAGAUUAAGUACUCAGAAGUUGAGAAAAUAGCAUACGCGCUGGUCCUCACUACGCGGCGAAUCCGGCCUUACUUCUUAUCUCACACAAUGGUAAUCCGUACGAGCUUACCACUCCGACAAACCCUAGGCCAACCUACGGCAUCGGGACGAAUUGUUAAAUGGGCAGUUGAGUUAGGACAAUAUGAAAUCCAAUAUCAACCUCGUACCUCGGUCAAAGGACAAGCGUUGGCGGAUUUCAUCCGGGAAACCACUAGGGUACCUAUGGAGAAAGAAUGGAGAGUCUACGUGGAUGGGUCAUCCACAGCAACAGGAGCAGGGGCAGGAAUCAUAAUCAUUGACCCCACGGGGAUCGAGGUGGAAUUUGCUGUUAAAUUACCACGAGUCUCCAAUAACGAAGCGGAAUACGAAGCCUUCAUCCGGGGUAUGGAAAUCGCACAAGAACUCGGUGCACGGGUGGUACGAAUAAACUCCGACUCUCAAUUGGUUAUACACCAGUUUGAAGGGGAUUACGAAGUGAAAAACGAUAGAAUGAAAGGAUAUGUAAACAAAGCCCGAGCAAUACAAGAAACUUUCGAAGCUUGCACCGUACAUCAGAUUCCGAGAAAUGACAACCAGCGAGCUGACUUCCUCGCCAAAAUUGGGUCGUCGGUCGUCGAUUGCGUCGAAAGGAAGAUCUCCAUUCUCAUUGCUCCUACGCCGACACCCGGGAUCAUGAUGAUCGAUGAGGAAUCCGAUUGGCGAACACCUUUGUUCGCAUAUUUCAGAGGGGAACGAACCGGUACAAUUAGGGAGCAACAUCGCUUAGCAUACAAAGCCAGACACUUCUACGUACGACAUGAGAUAUUAUACAAGAGAAACUUCACCACGGUGGAUGCAAGAUGCUUAGGAAAACAAGAGGUGAAACAUGUCCUGGACGAAGUACACCGAGGAGGUUGUGGAGAACAUGGAGGAGCUCGGUCCCUCAUACAGAAAUUACAUCGGGCCGGAUACUAUUGGCCCGGCAUGAAGAGGGACACCCAUCAAUACGUACAACGUUGCAUACAAUGUCAGAAAUUUGCCCCACUUAUCCAUAAACCGGGAGAAGAAAUGACCAUCAUGAGCGCCCCCUGCCCCUUUGCCCAAUGGGGAAUUGAUCUAGUGGGACCUUUUCCUCAAACCACUGGCAGGAAGAAAUUCCUUAUCGUCGCGGUGGAUUAUUUCACCAAGUGGGUUGAAGCUGAGGCCUUGUCAAAAAUAACAGAGGACGAGGUCAUGCAUUUCAUUUGGAAAUAUAUUUGUUGCCGGUUUGGUCUACCCCGAAGCCUCGUCUCGGAUAAUGGCACUCAAUUCAAUGGCAAAAAGAUUUGCGCGUGGUGCGAGGAGAUGAAGAUCACACAGAAGUUUGUGGCAGUAGCACACCCUCAAGCCAAUGGUCAGGUCGAAUCUACAAACCGAACCAUUGUCAAUGGCUUGAAGAAGAGGAUAGACGAACUAGGAGGCAGCUGGGUAGAUGAGUUACCUUCGGUCCUUUGGUCUUACCGAACCUCGGCCAAAGCAGCUACCGGUGAAACACCAUUUCGGUUAACCUACGGAACCGAAGCAGUAAUUCCAGUAGAAGUGGCAAUGGAUACACUCCGCAUAGCCACGUUCGAUGAAGAAGCAAACGACGGUGCAUUGAGAACCCGGCUGGACGAGAUUUUUGACUUGCGAGAAGCAGCCUAUUUACACAUGGAACGAAGCAAGAAUUUGAUCAAGGCCCGAUAUGACCAAGGGGUUCGAUCUCGCUCAUUCCAGAUCGGUGAUCUCGUUCUACGACGAGCUGAUGCCCUAAAACACACAGGAAAACUGGAAGCUAAUUGGGAAGGACCAUACGUGGUCACAAAGUGUUUGGCUGGUGGGGGAUACGAGCUGGCAGAUGUAGAAGGAAAACCAUUGCCACGGGCAUGGAAUGUCAUCCAUUUGAAACGCUUCUUCGCGUAA
Messenger RNA from Erythranthe guttata (spotted monkey flower), 3888 nucleotides. NCBI's taxonomy places the organism in Eukaryota, Viridiplantae, Streptophyta, Magnoliopsida, Lamiales, Phrymaceae. The record is from RefSeq and is a predicted model, not a curated record.